Epinephelus fuscoguttatus (brown-marbled grouper) is the source of this 6051-nucleotide messenger RNA. RefSeq names its product G protein-coupled receptor 142 (gene gpr142). Bases 208 to 1305 code for a protein of 365 amino acids. The transcript is spliced from 3 exons. NCBI's taxonomy places the organism in Eukaryota, Metazoa, Chordata, Actinopteri, Perciformes, Serranidae. Gene Ontology annotation, cellular component: membrane. Gene Ontology annotation, molecular function: G protein-coupled receptor activity. The record is from RefSeq and is a predicted model, not a curated record. Gene Ontology annotation, biological process: G protein-coupled receptor signaling pathway.
GCAGUGAUGUACUGGCUGCCUGGACUCCACUUCUUCUCCUCCUCCUCCUCCCCUUCUCUGUCCUCCUCCACGUCUCCUCAGUGGGUGUUCAGCAGCGAUGUCGGGGACUCUGUAGGAGCCUCUGGGGGACCGUCGCAGUGCAGGACCGGCGGUAACCAGGUGGAGAGUCGCUGUGAGAACUGGAUGUGAAGGGUAAGCGCUGAGGUCAUGAUCGACUCGUCCAAUGUGACGGCGUCCAGCCCCCAGGAGCUGGGUGUGAAACCCGAGGAGCUGCAGAAGUCCAAAUGUGUCCUGGGCUUCAUCCCGGUCAUCUACUACAGUGUGCUGCUCUGUGUGGGAGUACCAGUGAACAUCCUCACAGCCGUGGCGUUAUCCAGACUGGCAUGCCGCACAAAGAAAGCUCUGUAUUACUACCUGUUGGCAGUGACGGGCUCAGAUAUUCUCUCCCAGCUCUUCAUCAUCUUUGUUGGCUUCCUGCUGGAGACGGCAGUUUUUCACCGUGAUGUCCCCGCGCUCCUGCUGCACUCCGUCAGUGCUGCCGAGUUCGCUGCCAACCACGCCUCCAUCUGGUCCACCGUGCCCCUCACUGUGGACCGCUAUGUGGCGCUGUGCCACCCCCUCCUCCAUCGCCAGAUCAGCUACCCGGCCCGGGCCAGGAAGAUCAUCGCGGUGGUCCUGGUGAUGUCUUUUGUAUCGGGCGUGCCCUUCUUCUGGUGGUCGGACAUGUGGAGGAACAGCCACCCACCCACAGCCCUGGACACCGUCCUCAUAUGGACUCAUGUCAUUAUCAUCUACUUCCUGCCCUGCAGCAUCUUCUUAGUGUUGAACUCUUUGAUAAUUCACACGCUGAGGGUGAGGCAGAGGCAGCACAGUUGCCAGGAGGAGCACGGGCCGAAGUCUGCGCCUCCUCGGCGACUUGGGAAAACCACAGCCAUGCUGCUCGCCAUCACCUCUGUGUUCUCCGUGCUGUGGGCCCCCAGGACUGUGGUGGUCAUCUACCACCUGUACGUGUCCUCAGUUCACCGAGACUGGCGCGUCCACCUGGCCUACGACCUGUCCAACAUGCUGGCCAUGCUCAACACGGCCGUCAACUUCUUUCUCUACUGCUUCGUAAGUAAGCCUUUCCGCGGCGCCGUGCGGGAUGUCGUGCUGCUCAGAGGGGGCCCGCUGUAUCCUCGCCGCUCUCUGCCUCACCCGCAGGCCCCCACCAACACCUCCAUCUCCUCUCUGUACAGUGGGAACAACAAGCGCUCGCAGCGAGAAUCCACUCCCUUGUCACCUCGCAGGGCCAGAAAGCCCUCGUGACCCCGUGGCCUCCCCUCCUCAUCCAAAACACCCAUCAUCCCACGGUCCCUGAGCACUUCUGACCCCUGAGACGCACACUGCAUUCCAGCUGCGGUCAUGGACAGCUGCCAGUCAGCCCUGGAGCUUUCUCAAAGGGUCUCAAAUGAACUCGGUGUUUUUUUGUAUUAUAAUCUGUCAGCGGGUGUUGUUUGUCCGUGUAAAUCUGAUAAGAUGACAGCCUAUUUAUUUUUCUUCAGAAGAAUUCAACAAAUUAAAAGUAGAUUUUUUUGGUAUUUUUUCUUUUCCAAAAAUGGAAGUAAUGUGACAAAAUAUUUUUUAUAUUGUUACAAGAAAGAAUAUUGCUUGUUUUCUCUGAUUAAUUUGGUCGUUAAAUCCACGAUUAGGGAAUAAGAAACGACAGGAAGGAAAAUAAUUUGCUGCACACUGCCGCAGUGAGUAAAAUCCAUUUAUCUAAUCUCCCACUUGUAUCAUGCCAAGAGGUGUUGAGUUUGCGUCAGUCAACUUUAAUUGCCCUGCUCUGAUAUCCACUCUGCGAGCAGCAAAAUGUAGAAAUAAGAGUUUUAAUUUGAACUGGCUGCUAUUCCUGCUGCUGUGCAAAGAUGCUGAAUGCCCUGAGAGACACUCCGCCCUGCUGAGCAUCGCCAAUCGAGCAAAGAAAUCGCACUCUGGCUCCACAUUGCGCUCCCAGGCACAAAGACACCGGCUACUGAGGCGUCUGUUUAUUUUUCAUUACAUGUAACUGGAUGGAGCCUUAAAUGAAAGCUGGCUGUCGAAACGGCAGCGGGAGUGAAGACCCUGCUCUUCAAACAGACAUCACCAACAUGGCCUCGGCUCUGGCUAAACAAACCGCAGAUUAGCCUGAUGGUCUACACACACACACACACACACACACACACACAUACAAAUGUCAGCUAGUACAUUUCCAUUUCUCACAACAGGAAUUUUUAUUGAUUGACUGAUUGAUUGUAUUAGAUCUUUUCAAACAAGACAACAAAACAGAAAUGUCAUAAUAAAGCCCUAAGGCUAAUGUCCAUGUUUCCCACUGGGAAUGGGAACAGGGAUUUUCACAUGACAUCAUCAUAAUUGAUGACAUGUUACACUUGUUGUUUCAGCAUUGAAAAAUAAGAGAGCUGCACUUAAACUUCUGACUUCUGUUGAUUUGAAUAUGAGCCAUCUGUUGUUGAUAUGAAUAUAUUUUUAACUGAUGCCCUGUCACUGAUUCCUCAAGCGGCACUUAUUUGUUCUGGAAACACUCGUCACCUGGUUUCUAACAGUGUCUGUGCCGAAGCAUGAGGUGAUAGAUGUGGCCAGAGGCAUUAUGUUUCAGGGACUUUAAGUUUGGCAAAAACGUCCACUUAGACUGAAGAAUAUAUUGAUAUGAUUUUGGCGGUCAUAUGUCAUAGGUCAAGGUCACUGUGACAUUGUCUCACUCUUGUGAAAACAAUAUGUCGAGAACACUGGGCCUCAUUCACAAACAGUGCGUGCUUAAACUGUGCGUACGAUCGUUUGACGCACAAAUCCGGGAUUCAUCAAUAUUUUCUUACCUUUGUUCUUACUCUGCGAACAAAUUUAGAACUGCGUACGCACAAAUGAGGAAGACCGAACUGAGUUAGAAAAUGCAAACAUACCUUUUAAGUACAUGCAGAGUCUAUAAAACCACAUUCAUGAAAAAGAGAUUUAAUUAACAUUUUUUAAAAUAAUUAAUUUACUAAUAAAUUGGCCAAAUGGAUUGAAUUACCAUGAAAUUGACACACGUUCACCCUCAUCAUUGUGACAAUUAAAAUAUUAACAAUAACAUGAACAGAAAAACUAUCACUCCAUCAGCGUGCAGAUGAUCUGUAAUGCCGACUGCCAUAUCCUUAAGGCUGUGGUCCGCUGGCCAGGAGGCACCCACGACUCAUUUAUUUUGCAGAACAGUACAGUGGGAAUGCGUUUGGAGGCAGGGGCUGUGAGAAGUGGAUGGCUUGUUGGUGAGCAUCUUUUGUUCUAGUCUUUUAUUUCAAUUGUUUUUAGUUAGUAUUUUUAGUAAGUCUCUAUUCCGUUAAUGUUAAAAUGUUAUAUUGUUUGGGUGACCGGGCAUAUGGCCUUAAAACAUGGCUGAUGACACCAUACGCAAACCCUGAAACCCCUCAAGAGGUGUGCUAUAAUAACAUACAUGCCCACACACGCGCUGUAGAGCGCACAUUUGGCGAGCUUAAGGGCCGUUGGAUGUGUUUGGAUCAGAUACGGCCAGUGGCAAACUACUUUAUACCCCUGAGAAGGUGUGCAAGAUCAUCCUGGCAUGCUGUGUCCUCCACAAUCUUACAGUGACCCAUGGCAUUCCUGUAAGACCCGGCACCAUCGCUUCUAACAAACUGUGAAAUUUACUACUUCUCUCCUCGCAUAACCGCUUCCUUCAUUCAUGAAUCAACUCUAGGCAAGCGGUUUCCUUACAUGGAGAAAUGGGGGCAUGGUAGUAUGCUAAUCACAAAUUGCGAGCAUGCGCCUGUCAAUUUAGAAUGAUUCUGAUUCACACACAUACACAAGGUGGUGAGAACAAAAUUGGCCGGUGCACAGGUGUCAUGAAUCCCACGGUGAUUUUGCGUACACACUUAUUUUGUGCGCAAAGUAAGAACAUUUCCAUGCACAUACUGUAUUAGUGAAUGAGGCCCACUGUGAGGGAGUUUUCUUAUAUUUGGCACAAAUGUCUUCUUGGACUCAAUAAUGUACUGAUUACAUUUUGGUGGCCACAUGUAAAAGGUCAAGGUCACUGUGAUCCUCCAUCUAUGUUGUUAUCAUGAAUGUAAAAUCUCACGAAUGACUUGGGGGAAUUUCUUUACAUUUGGCAAAAACAUCCACUUAGACUGAAGAAUAAAGCGAUUAGAUUUUGGUGGUGAUUGGUCAAAGGUCAAGGUCACUGUGACUUUGUCUCAUUUUUGUGAACAUGAUAUCACAAGAACACCAUGAGGGGAUUUCUUCAAAUUUGGCAAAAACAUUCACUUGGACUCAGUGAUGAACUGUUUAGAUUUUGGUGGUCACACGUAAAAGGUCCAGGUCACUGUGAUCUUGCUUCAGUGUCAUUCUCAUGAAUGCAAUAUCUCACCAACACCUUGAGGGAAUUUCUUUACAUUUGGCAAAAACAUCCUCUUGGACUCAACAAUAAACUGAAUAGAAUUUGGUGGUCAUAGGUCAAGGUCACUGUGACCUUGCAUCUAUAUCAUUCUCGUGAAUGCACUAUUUCAAGAACACUUUCAAGGAGCUUAAGUGACACAAACAUCCACUUAGACUGAAGAAUAAACCAGAAAAAAAUUAGACAUAGCUAGUCAGGGGUCAGUUUGACCUCACACAAUAUGUUUUUGGUAAAAACUCAAGAAUGCUAAUGCAAAUCAUGACAAAAUCUUAUACAAACGUCCAGAGGAAGAAGAAGAUAUACUUUAUGAAUCUCCAAGGGGAAAUUCAAUUUUUUUUUUUGGUCCAUAGGGGGACUUGAGCCGGUGACCCUCCGGUUGCCAAGCCAAGUCCCUAUGGGCUGAGCUACUGUCCAAAGUAAUGAAGUUAUGACAUUUUAUAUCCAAAAGGUCAAAGGUCAACUUCACUGUGACAUCAUCAUGUUCUGCAUGAAACGAUUUUCUGGCCAUUACUCAACGUCAUGUCUCAGGAACCAAUUCUGCAUCUGAGACAUUUGGUCAGAUACUGAACUGGUGACUCUAGUCUUGAAACUGUGCUGAUUGUAUAGAUCUUCUGUGUGUGGGCCACUGUUUCUAGUUUCCUGAGGUCUCAUAAAUUCUAUGACAUUAACUUCUGGUCUUUAAAAUAACACGGUGAAGCCACAUUUGAGGCUGGUUUAACCAGGAAGUGGUCGUAACUGUCUAACGAGUAUAUAAUAUCAGUUUCACGUCCAGUUGUUGUAAACUGUUGGAUUUAUCAGUUGUGUUGUUGUGGUGACAGCUUUAUAGAUAGAUUCCAGCUGUGACAGUAACAGAUGUAGCUUUGCUUUGAUUUGAUGCUCCAAAAAUGUGUUUUUACUGAAAUGUUUCACUCCCCGAAUUUGAAAGUUGCAAAACCCACAGCAAAUUAUCACCAUGUUUUGGCUUAAAAUACACAUUUUUGGUGGCAUUAUCCCCGCUGGAAAAACAGUGACGGUCGAUAGAAAACACCCAUGUCUGAAAAAUCUGCUGGAAACAAAGUGAUAGUUUGUAGUUUAUUAGUCUCGAUCAGUGAUGACAAAGUCAGCUCUUAUACUACAUCACUCUAGAAAUGUUGAUAUGAUAUGUAUUAAAUGUACAAAUGUAACAUAUUCCUGGUUUGCAGAAAUAUACGAUGCAAACAUUUUCUUCAGACAACAGGGCUUUAAUUUUUGGUUUUAUGGCAACUAACUGUACUCAGCCUGCUCAGAACGAGGCUGCACGCCCACAUUUUCACAACAAAAUACAACAGGCUGCAGUGAGAGUCUCUCUCCAUGGGAUAUUUCAAAAUAGCAGCUUUGUGCAUUUAGUCCUUCUCAGGCAAGCUCAGGGGUUUAGUGUUGCUGUAGCCCACAGGAAGUGAGGAUUAGAAUAUAUGACCUUCACAUAAUCCGCUCCAAAUGAAUCUAUAUUUUUAAAGUCAUUACUAAAAGUGUGUGUCAUAUAAAAACUAAAGUGAUGGUCAAAGUUGUCACAGUGAAAUUUAAGGUGUGCUGAUGGAUUCACGUCAUCAACUCAUGCAUUGAGUAACAUUACAAGUUAACGUUCCACCUUAAAAGUUGCCGGCAGUCGGCCCAGUGAA